AGGAACAGGUGGGCGUGACCAGAGGAUUAGUGCGGAAUCAAGCUGUGUUGUUGAACUGGUUACUGUUAUAUUUAUAUAAUAUUCCCAGAAUAACGCAGUAUUGUCGCAAUGGUUUCGCACUCGCUGGCUUUACCCAUGAUCUGCUUCACCACGCUGUGGGGUCUGGUCGGGAUUGUCGCCCCGUUUUUCGUCCCGAAAGGACCAAACAGAGGGGUCAUCAUAACCAGUUUGGUGCUGACCGCCGUUUGCUGCUAUAUAUUCUGGUUAGUAGCAAUACUAGCCCAAGCAAAUCCUCUAUUCGGACCUCAGCUUAAAAAUGAGACCAUCUGGUACCUGCGGUACUUCUGGGAGUAGACGGAGGUGUCGUUUGGAAGAUUCAGAAUAUUUAUCUCAACUGGCUUUACUAUUACAGUCAAUAAUCCCACAAAACAGAGAAGGAUCUACUUCAAGGGAACAAAUCCUUGUGUUAUGAAACAAGUCUUAACAUUAAACAACAGUUACAAUGUGUUACUUAACAUAAUGCAACAUAAUGAAU
Molecule: messenger RNA, 535 nt
Organism: Rhinichthys klamathensis goyatoka
Lineage: Eukaryota; Metazoa; Chordata; Actinopteri; Cypriniformes; Leuciscidae
Gene: atp6v0e2
Product: ATPase H+ transporting V0 subunit e2
Exons: 4
Coding region: 109-354 (81 amino acids)
Biological process (GO): proton transmembrane transport
Cellular component (GO): proton-transporting V-type ATPase, V0 domain
Molecular function (GO): proton-transporting ATPase activity, rotational mechanism
Source: RefSeq, a predicted model, not a curated record